AUGCCCCAUGGCGGAGCAAACGAGAGAUGUCCGGGACCGGAUGGAGAGACUGCACCAGAGCCGGUGAAGAGAAGAGAGGAAGCGACACUACAAGUCACAAAAGCAGCGCUUUUAUAUGAAGAUACGAGUCAUCGCUCAAUCUUAAACUCUAUUAUGAUACUGCUACUUAUCAUCGCUGUUUUAGUCGUGGUCGUAAGUUAUUACCGAUGGCAACUGGAUUACUGGAAGCGACGAGGCAUUCCAGGACCGCCAGGAAUACCAUUUCUUGGAAACUUAUAUUCACUGACAGACAGGUCGCGACCUGUUGGUCUUGUUGUAAAAGAGUGGACAAAGGUCUACGGCAAAGUGUACGGUAUUCAAGAAGGAUUGCGAAGAACGUUGGUCGUCAGUGACGUCGAAAUUAUUCGUGAACUAUUCAUGACGAAGUUUGAAUGCUUCUACGGUAGAAAGGUAGUAUCUGCAACGAAUACAUCCUUGAGAUACCGCUGCAGUGCAAGCCGGGUUCGAGCCACAUGGAGAACACCGGGACAUUCUAAAGCUAACCAUGUCCUUGCUGGAGAUGUUGAGAAUGAUGCACGUGUUCACCUCUUUGAAUCACAAGGUAUGAGAUGGAAACGACUGCGAGCCAUUGCGAGUCCUGCUUUUUCUUCUGGCGCGCUGAAGAAGAUUCGACCAACUGUAGAAGACUCUGUUUUGGCACUAAUAGAACUCUUUGAUAAACGAGCAGACCAACGAGCAUUUGAUAUUUUAACAUUUUACAAACAGUUUGCUAUGGACGUGAUCUCUCGCAUUGCAAUGGGACAAAAAGGGUCGAGGAUGUUUGUCGACGACAAGAUGUCGAGCGUUGACAAAAUAUUUCGCCGAAACAUGCGACAUCCCAUAUUCUUCACUGCCGUCAUCGCACCCAUUUUUCGGGUACCAUUAAGGAAACUUUUCUUCUUAACUGCUUCUAAACUGAAGCAGAGCACAUCGCCAGCUAUAUUUGAGAAAAUCUACAGAGCUAUUGAUGCUAGGAUAGAAGAACGGGAACGUACUGUAGCUGUAGGAGAUGAAGCAUCAAACCCUAUUGAUUUCAUCGACUUCUUCUUGGACGCAAGAGCUGAACAAAAGUUCGACAGCCAUGUCGAGUUUACAAGAACGGACGCUCACGUAACAAAACAGUUGACACGAGAAGAAAUUGCCGCACAGUGUUUCAUGUUCCUUCUGGCAGGGUUCGACACCACUGCUAAUUCAUUAGCAUAUGUCACCUAUUUAUUGGCAAAAAAUUCAGAAUCUCAACGACGACUUCAAGAAGAAAUUGAUCAUUUCUGCUGUUCUGAAGCCGUUAGCUACGAAACGUUGGGCUCCAUGAGGUACCUCGACUGUGUAAUUAAAGAAGGGCUACGAAUGUAUCCGUUAGCAAGCAAUGCAAAUUCGCGUCGCUGCAUGAAGUCGACCACCCUGGGACACAUACAGGUUGAGGAGGGCGAAUAUGUGUUAGCGGACACAUUCACUUUACACCACAGUCCCGAAGUUUGGGGCGAGGAUGCUGACGAAUUUCGACCAGAGAGAUGGAUGGACAAAGAGCGGCCAGUAGCUGCUUGGUUAUCGUUUGGGUUGGGACCUCGACAGUGCAUCGGAAUGAGACUGGCUCGAAUGGAGGAAAAGCUCGUUCUCGCACAUCUGUUGAAGCGAUACGACAUAGUGGCAACCUGUGACACUGAGAAUAGUCUCACUCUAAGAGGAUCAAUGACGAUUUCACCAGCUUCUGUCACUGUCCAAUUGAGAAGAAGGAAAGUGGUCCUAUGA
This is a messenger RNA of Necator americanus (New World hookworm), 1788 nucleotides long. RefSeq lists its product as uncharacterized. The transcript has 16 exons. The coding region runs from base 1 to 1788 and encodes 595 amino acids. Gene Ontology annotation, molecular function: oxidoreductase activity, acting on paired donors, with incorporation or reduction of molecular oxygen; heme binding; iron ion binding. The record is from RefSeq and is a predicted model, not a curated record. NCBI's taxonomy places the organism in Eukaryota, Metazoa, Nematoda, Chromadorea, Rhabditida, Ancylostomatidae.